ACAUGCAAAGUUGUUUGUGCCCAAUGGGAAUUUCAAAACGUAUUAAUAACCCGAUAUCACUUCAUAUGAUUUAAGAGAAGAAAUUGAACUGAACUGCUCUGAAGAGUGGAUCGCACCGACUGUUGUAGCUUCAAGCACGAAGACUUUGCAAGAAUUAUGUAGAAUUGAUAGCGAAAUCAUUUGUUUGAAAGUAUAUAUUGCUGUGGUUUAAAAAAACAACAACAACAACACAAUUUUAUGAUUACCUUGUAAAAAACCGAAAUUCGUGUUUGUUAGACAUUUACGCUUGAAGACUCCAAAGAAUUAAGCAGAUAUGGGACUAUAGUUCUCUGGAUAAAGAAACAUGUUGUUACCUCUAAGUUAUGGCCUGGAAGUGAUCCGUUUUCUGGACCAGACUUCUCCAAGACCAAGAACAGGGACGGAUCCCCAUUACUCAGACAAUGAAGUUCACCGUCAUAGGACAAAUGAUUAUCCUGAUGUAAUGGCUAGCGUGAACCUGAAACAAAACCGAAAGCCUGCAGAGCUAGUUUUCCGGGAUGUGUGUGUCUUCUCGGGAGAGAAGGAAAUCCUGUGUAAUGUAAGCGGAAAAGUCCGUCCAGGAGAGUUACUAUCUGUGAUGGGACCAAGCGGAUCAGGUAAAACCACACUACUGAACACGUUGAGUGGGCGACAAAAGAUCAAUUCCGGUCUCAUCACUGUAAACGGUGAGCCUAUACGAAAACAGCAAAGAAGAAAUAUUUGUUAUGUUUUACAAGAAGACGUGUUCUUCGCAAAUCUGACUGUUCGACAGGUUUUGACGCACUCCGCCCUACUACGUCUACCAGACGCUAUGCCGUAUCAUGAAAAAAUGUUCCAUGUAGAACGUAUCAUAGACGUUCUGGACCUUAGGCAAUGUCUAAAUAAUAUAAUUGGAGACGGACUCAAGCGAGGGUUGUCGGGAGGAGAAAAGAAACGAACUAGUAUUGCUUGUGAGUUGCUUACAAACCCUACUACCAUGUUAUUGGAUGAACCAACGUCGGGCCUUGACUCUGGCGCUGCCGUCUCUCUCAUGUCUACCUUAAAGUAUUGCGCAGAAAAAGAACACAAAACUGUUGUUGUUACAGUCCACCAGCCGUCCAGCCAGAUUUUCCACAUGUUUGAUCGUCUGCUUUUAUUAACUGACGGUCAAGUCGCUUACUUUGGACCUACUAAUGGAGUUUUCGAGUUUUUUAGUAAUAUUGGUCUGCACAUAGCUGCACAUUAUAAUCCUGCGGAUUUUAUUAUUGGGCAACUCAAGAAAAGCUCAGGAAUAAGAGAAAAGCUUAUAAUAGCCGCCAAGGAUCUCAGUGAAGUGAAAGAAGUUGGUAUUGACAUUGAAAAUACUUCUUCAAUCUGUGAAUUUUCUCAUCUGACCAGUCUUUAUUCUACAGAAGCAGAGGACACCGCCGACUCUGGAGUGUCAUCUUGGCCUGACCUUCACGACUCUGCAUUUGGCAGUGACAUUAGUCUUUCCGAGGAAAUUGACAAGUGGCCUACAUGUUUUUGGACUCAAUUAAAAAUUCUGUCCCGAAGGAAUUUUCAAGAAGCUCAUUACCGCAUGCUUUCCAGACUUAACUGGAUACAGACUGUUGGACUGGGAAUUGUGAGUGGACUUCUCUGGUUUCAAGUGGAAAGGACGGAAACUAAUCUCUCUGAUAUUCAAGGCUGGGUGGGUUUUGGUUUCCGUUUUCUUAUAACAGGGCAAGAUUUCUUAUUUGCUGAAGUUGUUUCUUUAUUUUCUCUUACAAACGGGACAAAAAGUUCUGGCGUUUUACUACUAAUUCCGUCCGAAAGAGAAGUAAUUAACAAAGAACGGGCGUCUGGAACUUACCGACUCUCUGCUUAUUACUUAGCUAAAAUGGUAGGUGAGUUACCUCUCACAGUCACCCUUCCUUCAGUGUUCCAUUGCAUCUCGUACUCUAUGUUAGGGCUUCACGACCCUCGGAUCUUCCUGAGUCUAUGGGGUUUUCUUCUUCUCAACACAGUAGUUGCUCAGAGUGUGGGACUCCUUGUGGGAGCGUUGUGUGUUGAUCUACAAGUGUCUGUGACAGUCUCCGCUUUGUAUUCUUUAUCUACCAUGUUGUUUGGUGGUUUCUAUGCCAAGGCCAUCCCUUCUUGGUUGCUGUGGUUGAGGUAUCUCUCUAUGGUUCAUUACGCAUUCAACAAUAUGCAGAUGAUUGAAUUUGGCGGUGACUUGUCAAUACGAUGUGCUUCGCAUAAUUCCCAGUUUGAGGCUUGCCGCCAUGGAAACAGUUCAGUCAUUCCCGUUGAAGAUAUCAUCGAACACCAAGGAAUCAGUCUCCCUCUAUGGGCAAAUACCAUGAUCUUGUUAAUAUUUCUAUGUGUAUUUCGCCUUAUGGGAUACCUUAUAUUAAGAUACAUCCGUAAGCCUAGAUAAAUUAGAAGUCAAAGAAUUUGGAGCUGAAUGAUGGCUACUUGAAUAGUUCGAAACUAGUUUUCAAUAUAGCAUCGAAAUUACUGAAAAAAUAAGUAAAAACAAAACUUUGCUCCAACUGAAAAUUUGCACGAACUCAUAAGUGUGUUUCCAGUAAAUUAUCUGAGUGGAUAAUUAUGCAUAAUCUAAAUAAUUCAAGCGUUAUUCUUCGUAAUAAUAUUAUCAGAUAUUUAAUUUGACAAGUGGUGAUUCUUUCUAGUGUGCCAAAGAAAGGGAGUUGUUAGGUGUUAACAAGCUCCUUAGCUUAGAAAGAUGGAAAUGGCGGAUAUUUUAAAAAUCUUCUACGAUUACCCACUUUACUAUUGUUAGUUUUCUUUGUCAUGGUAAAUAGAUUUAAAUCGAGCUCUACAUUUAGCUGAAAAGUUCCAGGUAUUUUGUUGGAUGUUACUUUAUACUUGUUGGUAGAAUAGAUAGCGAAAAGACACGGCAAUUGUCAAUCGCCGCGAUGUGAUUUUUUCAAAUAAUUCCCUUAACAAAUUUGUUUUAGUAUUAAGAAACAAAUACUUCACUAACUGUC
Molecule: messenger RNA, 2990 nt
Organism: Limulus polyphemus (Atlantic horseshoe crab)
Lineage: Eukaryota; Metazoa; Arthropoda; Merostomata; Xiphosura; Limulidae
Product: ABC transporter G family member 14-like
Exons: 16
Coding region: 344-2416 (690 amino acids)
Cellular component (GO): plasma membrane
Molecular function (GO): ABC-type transporter activity; ATP binding; ATP hydrolysis activity
Source: RefSeq, a predicted model, not a curated record